AGCAUGGCAGAGGCACAGGGACAUCCCAGCUGCCCAGGGCCGGGGAGGGGGGCACGGUGGCGUCUGACCCCCAGGCGGGGGGCAGAGCCGUCGGCCCAACCCUGUCCGGAGGUCCCUGCGCUUGGCUGCCCCGCCGCUGCCAUCCUCACCUGGGCAGCGAGGAAAAGAAGGACGCCACCCCUCCCCCCCGGAGAGGCCGCCGCCGGCAGACCUUCCCAGAGAAGCCGUCGGGGGCGGACGGUUCCCAGCACCCCCCAAGCCAAGCAGCAAGAGGAGAAGAGCUCUCCCGUCCAUUCCGAUUUGGGAUUAUACCUGCAAAGACUCCAGAGAUGACACUCCUGGCUUCUGAACGAUCAAUGCUUAUCCGAAGCAAAUUCCGUUCUGUACUCCAGCUGCGAAUGCAACACCGGCGGUCCCAAGAGCAACUCUCUGAACGCCACUUACUUCCAGCACUCAACAAACCCCUUGCAACUUUGUCGCAGCCCAAUGGGACACAGGGCCAGAAUCGGGCCAAUGAGAUGACAAAGCUGAAAGGCUCGAUCCGGCCCCACAAGGCCAGCACCGCUAAGAGCCAGCUGGCAGAAGUAUCUCCAGGAGACCCUUCUGAGCUUCAGGACAAAAAGGCUCGCCUGGCCGAAGACCUGAGCGAGAAGAUCCUACAUCGCCCUGGACCACUUGAGCUGGUGAAGAAAAACAUCCUUCCCUUAGAUCCAGGGAUCAAGGAUGCUUUGACGGAUGCAGUUCCUGCUGCUCCCGAUUCCUUCAACUUCGAGGAAGAUCUGAGUAGUUCAUCUUCAUCCUCCUCCCCGUGCUUUGCACUGUCUCCUGGCAGUGCCCAAGGGAAUCCUUCAACCUCAGGGACAGCCUUCCAACUGGACCUACCUCCGAUCCUGGAUCAACAGCCUUCUGUGUCAUCAUCCACCUCUGAGGCUGAGUUCCCUCCCCAAGGGGGGAGCCCCCUUGGCAAGUCCUCAAUUUCACUCCUCAAGACCCCAGCCAAGCUCCCCGAAACCAGGAAACCUCCACGCCCCAAGAAGGCGAAGGAGCCGCGGCCCAAAGUGAAGAAGCUCAAGUACCACCAGUACAUGCCGCCCGACCAGAAGGGUGAGCAGCCCCCGGUGCCCAUGGACGCAGCCUAUGCCCGUCUCUUGCAGCAACAGCAGGUCUUCCUGCAGCUCCAGAUCUUGAACCAGCACCAGCAGCCCACGCCAACUUCGCCUGCUACCUUCUGCGUUCAAGCCCUGCACGCUGUCCCAGCCAGCAGUGCUCCAGAACAGGCCCUGAGCUUCCCUGGGACACCUGCACCACCAAGUGGGCCUCUCCCACUCCCUCUUUCCUCUCCAGCCACGCCAACCUCCCCUUCGCCACCCAAACCGGAACUGUUGCCUGCCAACUUGGAGGAGCUAACGGUCUCCGAACUCCGCCAGCAGCUCCGUAAGCGGGGCCUCCCUGUUUCGGGCACCAAGCCAGCCCUGCUGGAGCGCCUCAAGCCUUACCAGGUGGCCCGGGCCAAGCCCCCACCUGUCCCACUCCCUAGCACCCGCUUGGCCCCCUCCGAGAUAGAGGAGGCAGCCCAGGCCCUGCGGGAGAAGCAGCGGGUUGCUGAGAAUCUGACGUUGAAACUUCACCGGGAGCAGAAACACCAUGACGAUGAUGGCUUCCGUGUGGAGCUGGAGAUGCACAAACGGAUCAAGAACCGCCGCAAGGGAGCACUACCACCCCACAGCCAGCAGGGAGGGCCUCCACCUUAUGUCCCAAAGAGAGAGUGUGCCAAGGAGGGGGGAGGAGAAGGCACGGAAGAUGGCUUUAUGGUUUUAUGCCCUCCAUCCUGUGAGCCAAUUAAUUCUGAUAUGGAGCUGCCCCUUGAAAUCACAGCCAGUCCCCCGGACCCAGCCCCAGGAGCCCGUUCCCUCGAGGAGGAGCUACAAGAGGCCAUCCAAAAAGCUCAGCUGGUGCCAAGCCAAUCAAUCGAAGAUAUCUUAGAGGAACCGCUGAUGUGUACAGGUGACCUCCUUCAAGCACCUGCCUUGAACCCAGAAGUCCCUGAUCGAGUUGCCCCAUCCCCGCUUGUCCACCAUGAAGCAUCACCACCAAAGAAACCCCGGCCCAGCGGCGAACCUUCUUUAGUGUCCUCUGCCAUCUUUGAUUUUCCCAGUCCCUAUGAUUUCCUCUCAACAGCCUCCUCCUCCUCUGCAUCCCUGGACUCACUCUCCUCUGUUUUCUCUCCUGACUCUUUGGAAAUGCCCCCAUCUCCCCCAGAUGCCUGGCAAGGAAGUGGGACCCGUGCCGGAUUCGACCCUGUCGAUUGGCUGGAGGCCUUGACCUCAGGCUCAGCAUCAGGCCUAGGCUCUGCCAGUCCUGUUGGUGGCAGCAUCUUCUGCACGGACUUUUUUGAUGCAGCUGACCUUGGCGUCAGCCACAUGAUAGACCUAAUGGUGGAGCAAUGGUAGAUAGGGCACUAGUUGCCCAUUCUGAGUCCCCAAGGCCUGAAGAGAAAGGGGGAGAAUCAUCCUUAUGCCCUGUAAGGCCUUGCCGGGACUAGGUGAGAAUGAGUGUUUGAGUCCUGGGUGGUCUUGUCUUUGUUAAUGCCAAGUCCAGUUGCUCUCUUGGAAGAAUUAAAUCCCUCUUGUUUGGGUUGUGUCAGUGCCAUGCCUCAGCUUGAAUGGUCAGGGAGUUCCAGAAACUUUUGCUGGUUUAUGGGUCAUGCCACCUUGAACCUUGGAUGUCUGCAUCAUGUCAGCUCUAGAAGUUCUUAACAGAAUGGGAAGUGGUCUAAGCAAACAAAAGAGGUUGAACCACGAGAAAAACACCAGCUCUGCCCACAUCCAGACUGUUCCCUAUAUCCAGAUGCACUGUGGUUGAGGGUGAAGAGUGCAGAUUCUGCCUUGGUUGGGCCAUGCCAUCUUGAUUUAUUGAACCAAACAGAAGAAAAAAAGUGCCAACUCUAAUUUUGAUUGUGCCAUCUCAGGAGGAGAAGCUAAAAUUUCUUGGGGCCACCUGAAAUGGACUAUACCAGCAGUGGCAACCUCCUGUUUUCUUGAAAGGAAGGGAGGGAGAAGAGCAUAUUCAGUGCUGGGGACCGAACCAUCUUUUGUAGCUAGUCAAAGAGAGAUGUGAUCAGAAGAGGAGGAGGUGCCACUUUCAACUGCUCAUGCCAUUCUAAUUCUUUUUUCCCUAAUUUUUACUUGGCUUUACAAAGUGGAGGGUGCAUAUUCAGAGCUUGGAAAAGUUACUUUUUUGGACUACAACUCCCAUCAACCCAUUCCAGUGGCCAUGUUGGCUGGGGCUGAUGGGAGUUGUAGUUUAAAAAAGUAACUUUUCCAAGCUCUGAUUUAGCAUGCACAGGGGCUCAGAGCCAUUUUUUUGGUCUGGGGGUGGUGUGGGGUGGUGGGACAGCUUCCAAAGGGAGCUGGAUGUGGAGGGAUCUGCUUCCACAGGGAGAUGGUGGUGGCAGGUCAUGCCCAAGUAACCAAAGGUUGCUGGGAAACUUUGAUUAACGGGGCUGUGGAAGGAUCUGGGCACAGCUGUAGUAACUGCUCAUGUGGAAACUUAGAGCACAUCUAAUCAAAGACUUAAAUCUGGUUCGAUAAUAUCAUUCCAUCUCUGCUGGUAUCCCUGGGAAUUGGAGUUCUGUGAGAAUGAAGGUACUCUAACAGAGAAUUUUCUCGCUGAACUAAGGUCAGUAUUUAGCUAAGCCCUACUUAAGAGUUAACGGGCACGUUUGACUUAGAUUCAUUCAUUUCAGCGGGUCUACUUUGUGUAGGACUUAGUUGAAUAUUGCCCUAAGUUUCCCAGGAUUCUUUGGGAAGACAACAUGACGGUUAAACUGAGAUAAUAUUGCUAAAGAUGUGUGGGAUAAAUAUGGUAGGGUGUGACAGCACCUACAUUCUCAAACAACAGUCUAGAUGUACAUAAAAACAGGAUCCGCUCUGCUCUAGAAAGCAGACUCACUCACCCCAUUCUUGUCUCAUACGACUGAGGACCAAACAAUUUUUGCCAGUUCAAAGCAGAAGGGGCUGUGCAGAGUGCUGAUUGGCUGGAUGCCUAUGACAUCACAAGCAUUCCUUCCUUUCUCCUCCCCAGAGUAAUUUUUCCCUGUCAGGUUUGGCUUUUUAAAUAAAUAAAUAAAACCAAAUGCUAUAUGAUUGUUUAUAUGUGUACAAAGUGAGCUUUAAGAAGCAGAAAAAGCAGGUAGGCUACUAGAAGAAUGGAGGAGAGGGCCCAAAGUGGCAAGAAAAUUGGCGUGCCUCAGCACUGAAGAGCAAGUUAGAGGGAAGCCGAGUUCACUCAGCAGAAAAAGAGUGUGCUGGCUCCUGUUUUUAUGUCCCUUGAUCUGUACCAUCAGUAGAGUUCACUUCAUCAGCCAUUUCAGCUGUAAAACACUUCACUUCUGCACUGUCCACAGCUGGUUUACACACACCAUUGACUUGCCAGGCUGGACAGUACAAAAAUGAAGUACUUUACUAAAGUUGUUUGAGAGAAUAGGUAUAAAACACAUGGCCUCCCUUGCCUGAGGGCCAACAGUGCCCACAAUGUCUGUGCUUAUGGAUUUCCCUUCCUGGUCACAUGCACACCAUAUAUUUAAAGAACAUGGCUUCCUCCAAAGAAUCCUGGCAACUGAAGUUUCUUAAGGGUACUGAGAAUUGUAGCUCUGUGAGGAGUUCUCAAGAUUCUUUGGGGGAAGCCAUGUUCUUUAAAUGUAUGGUGUGGAUGUGAAAUGACAAUUCAUGGGCUCUAGUGAACCAACCAUAACAUUGAGGGGGUUGACAUUUAGCAUACAGCAUUGCUGGCUGUGCUCAUUUCAAACAUGUCCUCUGGCUUGUUCUCCACAAGCAGAAAGCAGCCAUGGAAGGGCCAACAAGGUAGGCCUCACAAGGAGAGUUAUUAUGUACCCUGAUCUUCCAACACACAGACAAUCAGAAUUGUACCCAUCACCUUCCAUCUCUUUCUCCAAAUAAACAUCAUUUCUUGCUGCCUCAA
Rhineura floridana is the source of this 4980-nucleotide messenger RNA. RefSeq names its product myocardin-like. Lineage: Eukaryota; Metazoa; Chordata; Lepidosauria; Squamata; Rhineuridae. The record is from RefSeq and is a predicted model, not a curated record. Gene Ontology annotation, biological process: cardiac muscle cell differentiation; smooth muscle cell differentiation. The transcript has 14 exons. The coding region runs from base 330 to 2450 and encodes 706 amino acids.